Brenthis ino (lesser marbled fritillary) is the source of this 1725-nucleotide messenger RNA. The record is from the annotation of a GenBank genome assembly. Lineage: Eukaryota; Metazoa; Arthropoda; Insecta; Lepidoptera; Nymphalidae.
AUGUUCAUCCGUGAUGAAGUUACUAAUGUACUUGCCUCAGCUUGUAUGCCACUUAGAAAGUGGAAAUCGAACGAAUCUAAAUUAAUAUCUGGAUCCUUUCAGUCGCCAUUAGAUUUAAGCAUGGGAUCGGUUGAGCCUAAUAAACUAUUAGGACUUGACUGGUUCGCUAAUUCUGAUGAACUAGGUUUUUUAAUAGGUUCUAAGAUACCUGAAGGCAACACUAAACGUGAUUUGCUUUCAGCGAUUGCUCGCAUUUUUGACCCUUUAGGUCUAUUAUCUCCUUUUGUUGUUUCUAUGAAAAUGAUGUUGCAAAAAAUGUGGUUAGAUAAACUUUCAUGGGAUGAACCUUUAACUCAAGAAUAUAUUACAAGCUGGGAUGCUCUUGUCAAAGCUUUGCCUCUUUUGAAUCAAUUUAGAAUUCCCCGACUUGUUAUAAAAGAUUCAUAUAAGGCGUUAGAAUUACAUAUAUUCACGGAUGCAUCUGAGCGAGCGUAUGGUGCGUGCGCUUACGUCCGUUCUAUCGAUGGUAACAGCAAGUGUAUGGUUCGUUUAUUAAUGGCUAAAAGCCGAGUGGCGCCAAUUAAACCUACCACAAUUCCUCGGUUAGAAUUGUGUGGCGCCGUUGUAGGAGCUCGAAUUUAUGAAAAGAUCAUAAAUUCACUUCGGGUAAACUUCGACAGAGUUUAUUGUUGGACUGACUCGACUAUCGUAUUGGGAUGGUUACAGAUGUUGCCUUUUAAGCUUCAACCAUUUGUACGCAAUCGCGUUGCUGAAGUUUUAGACAAGGCGGGAAGUUGUAACUGGCAGCACGUCCCAACUGAUAAAAACCCAGCAGAUCUAAUAUCUCGUGGCGUGGAUAUUAGUACCUUGCAAGGUUCAGAUUUAUGGUGGCAUGGUCCUGAUUUUUUGAAUAAAGAUCCGUUCAACUAUCCUUCUAAACUUAAAUUUUUAAAUUUCGACACAUUGCCCGAAACUCGAGCUCAUAGUGGUUCUAAGUUGUGUUCGAAAUGCAGAUCAUACGCAUUCCGUGUGGUUCGAGCUCAAAAUAUUCCUAUUUCAUCUUCCAUAGUGACAACAAGAGUUCAUGCUUCAACAAGUACUGCCGACGACACCUCGAAGAGACCAAAUAUAUAUUUAUCAAUACCUCGUUGUCACAACUCUAAUACGUGCUGUAUAAUAUGUAAACGUAAAAGCUACCUCAUGACUGUACCGAAAGCAGCUCGAACUCAAGCAUUUAUCGAAACUGGAAUAUAUAUUUCUUCGGGAAAAAGAUGUUGUAAAACUCAUAUUACCGGAUUGAUAUUCAGUGAAUUGGCUUUGCAAGUUUUACGCCCUGUAAGUGAGAAUACAUUAAUGUGUGAAAAAGAUAUAAAAAGUCUUUUAAACAAUAUUAGAGAAGUAGCAAAGAAAAAAGGCCUUGAUUUUGACACACCAGGACAGCUUUCCGAGUCUGAUUAUUAUACUCUCAUGGGCAUAACCAUGUCUGAUUUUAAUUACAUUUUUGAACAAAUAAGGCCCAAAAUUCGUUCCUCGAAAACAAGGUCAUCUCGUACUUGCUUGGCAGUAUUACUUGUAAAACUUAGAAGUGGUGUCUCUAAUGGUUAUUGGCGCCACAAUUCAACCGAAAUCAAGAAACCAAGAGAUGAAUAUGCCUAUACACUACAAGACGCUGCCGCUGAAGGAUGGUCCAGUAGUGAUUCAGAUGAAGAAACCAAUAAGGAAAAC